Molecule: messenger RNA, 927 nt
Organism: Fusarium keratoplasticum
Lineage: Eukaryota; Fungi; Ascomycota; Sordariomycetes; Hypocreales; Nectriaceae
Product: Lactamase-B domain-containing protein
Exons: 1
Coding region: 1-927 (308 amino acids)
Source: RefSeq, a predicted model, not a curated record
AUGAGCUUCACCCCAGAGCCCUACGACCCCGUCACCGCGGCGACUUGGCUCGUCUGCGUGACGUGCGGCACGCAGUUCCCCACGGCGGAUCGCUCCAAGGUCAAGACGUGUCACAUCUGCGACGAUCCUCGGCAAUUUGUCCCGCCGUCUGGACAGUCAUUCUCUACGCUGGAAGAGCUGGGAAAGACUCACAGGAACGAAUUCACGCCUUGCCCCGCAGAUGCUAGACUCACAUUCAUCUCGUCAACGCCAAAGCUCGCCAUCGGACAGCGCGCCAUCCUCAUUCAGACGCCGGAAGGCAACAUACUGUGGGACUGCAUCUCCCUUCUCGAUGAGGAGACAAUCUCCAGGAUCCAGGCCCUUGGUGGCUUGCGGGCGAUGGUGAUAAGCCACCCGCACUUUUACAGCACGCACGUCCAGUGGGCGAGGGCAUUCAAGUGCCCCGUGUAUCUGUCUGCCGAAGACGCCCGGUGGGCCACCAUGGCGUCGGCACAUCAGAUCCCGCUGGCCUCGACCGAGACGGAGGUGGUGAGCGGGGUGAAAGCCAUCAAGCUCGGGGGACACUUCCCCGGGUCCAUGGUUCUUCUAUUCGACGGGCGAUUGCUCAUCGCCGAUACGCUCAUGACUACAGCCGCGGGCGUUGGAGGCUGGGAGGUGGACGCCACGGGGACUUCACGGUCCAAGCCGCCGGGGCUGAAUUCGUUUUCGUUUCUGUACAGCAUCCCCAAUUUCAUACCCCUCAACCUAGACGAGAUGUCUCGCAUGUGGGGGAUCUUGAAAAAGUACGACUUUCGAGCUACGUACGGGGGGUUCACGGGCAUGGAUAUUGAGGAUGAGGGCGUCAAGGGUAGAGUGCUUGAGAGCAUGAAGAUUCAGGCAGGACACAUGGGAUACGGGGAGAGUGAGUUUAUGCAAACCAAGCUGUAA